Ipomoea nil (Japanese morning glory) is the source of this 1866-nucleotide messenger RNA. RefSeq lists its product as uncharacterized. NCBI's taxonomy places the organism in Eukaryota, Viridiplantae, Streptophyta, Magnoliopsida, Solanales, Convolvulaceae. The coding region runs from base 1 to 1866 and encodes 621 amino acids. The transcript has a single exon. The record is from RefSeq and is a predicted model, not a curated record.
AUGGCUUGGACAGGAGGAAUGAACACAAACAGAUCUCAGGGGUCUCAUCCAAAAACCACGAUUCCGACGGUCCCAAUUCCGGCGACGGCUCCGGCAAACACACCGUUCGAUCCAAACGACGCAGCCAGUCCGUUCUUUUUGCACCCAAACGAGAACCCCUCUCUGAUUCUCGUCUCAGCUCUUCUGGACGGACGGAACUAUCACCCUUGGGCAAUGGCGAUGGAGAUGGCUCUUCUCUCAAAGAACAAGCUAGGGUUCGUAGAUGGAACCAUAGCAAUACCAGACAGCAAUGAUGUCAAAUUUCCUUAUUGGAAGAGAUGCAACAAUAUGGUGUCAACUUGGAUAAUGCGAUCGCUUUCAUCUGAAAUCGCUCAAACCGUUCUUUGGAUAGGAACUGCGGAGAGAAUCUGGAAAACAUUGAAGUCCAGAUUUAGCGAGGCAGAUAUAUUUCGUAUCUCAGAUUUGCAUGCUGAAAUCCACCAAAUCCGGCAAGGUGAUCUUAGCAUAGGAGCGUAUUUUGCAAAAUUGAAAGUCCUAUGGGACGAAUUACAAGUUAUAAGGCCCUUACCUAUUUGUAAUUGUGCACGAAGAUGUGAUUGUGGCUUGUUGGAUAAACUACAAUCUCACCUCGACAGUGACAACCUCUCCAUCUUCCUGAGAGGGCUCAACGACAGUUAUACGUCUGCACAAUCACAAAUUAUGAUGAUGAAACCUUUGCCCUCUGUUGAUGAAGCGUUCUUGAUAGUUCAACAGCAGGAGAGAAGAUUUAAUAGUGGAAUAGCAGGCUUCUUGCCUCAACCAGCAGACAACCUGAAUGCAGGGAAUGUGUUCUUGAGCCAAACUGCAAGCAACAACUCAGGUUCCAGGAAAGUUUAUCCUAAUGGGAGCAAGAAACCCAUCUGCACAGACUGUGGAUUCACUGGGCAUACAGCUGAUAAAUGUUAUAAAAAACACGGGUAUCCAUCCGGAUGGAAACCAAGAAAUAGAAGUGUAGGGGCAGCCAAUCAGAUUCAAGUAGCUGCUCAGAUUCCUUCAGAAGACACUAUCUCAUUAUCACAAAAUGAGUACAUGAUGUUCAAGCAACUAAUACAGAAGGAAGCUGCUACUCAGAGUUUACCUCUGACUACAGAAACCAUGCCACAAGCUAAUUUCAUCUCUGCAAACUCUGUGCCUAAUGCUCAGUUUGAAGGUACAUCUCUUCCUUCUUCUAGUCAUAACAAAAUUCCUUGGAUCUUGGAUAGUGGGGCUACCCACCACAUUGUUUGUAGCCACCAUAUGUUGACAAGAGUCAAAGAAGUCCAAGGCAUGUGUGUUGAACUUCCUAAUGGCAACAAGACUGCCAUCACACACAUAGGAACUAUUACUGUGUCAGAAGAACUGGUUCUGAAGAAUGUCUUUUGUGUACCUGACUUCCAUUAUAACCUGGUUUCAGUCAGUGAAUUAAUCAAGAAUUCCAAUUGCAAAUUGCUUAUGUAUUCUGACACAUGCCUAAUACAGGAUCAAGUCCUUGGGAGGACGAUUGGAGUGGCUAAAUUGGAAAAGAGUCUAUAUCAUCUAUUGCAGCCUGCAUUUUUUGGUUCAUUUGACAAAUUGCAAAAUGUUGAAAUAAAUGCCUGUAAUAUUAGUAGUUUGUGGCAUGCUAGAUUAGGACAUACAUCCUUUUCAAAGAUGAAAAUGUUGCAGUUGUUGGAUUCUGAUAUAAAGUUCAAUAAAGAAUCAGCUUGUGAUGUAUCCAUUUGGCUAAACAAAAAAGACUUCCAUUCCCUGUUAGCUCUACUGUUUCUGCUAAUUGCUUUGACCUUGUUCAUGCUGACAUUUGGGGGCCAUACCAUGUACACACAAUAUAUGGUCACCAAUACUUCUUGA